This is a messenger RNA of Meleagris gallopavo (turkey), 1765 nucleotides long. Lineage: Eukaryota; Metazoa; Chordata; Aves; Galliformes; Phasianidae. The record is from RefSeq and is a predicted model, not a curated record.
UUUGCACCGGAGGUGAGGCCAGCCAUGAGCCUCGUCUGUGGGCGUUGGGCACAAAUAGCCCUUGUUACAAAUCACGGUUUACUUCUGGGUCACCUGUGACACAUGCUUUUCCUGUCACCCUUCCUCUGCUCUCAGCCCUUCUAAGAGCAGCCGUGACUGUACAGGGAGGAAACGUUUGGAGUUUGAUGAGUGAGUGCCGGAUUGCACAUCCCAUUGUUAAAUGCACUUACUGCAGGACUGAAUUCCAGCAGGAAAGCAAAACCAACACAAUAUGCAAGAAGUGUGCUCAGAACGUGAAGCUCUAUGGCACACCAAAACCUUGCCAGUACUGCAACAUCAUCGCGGCGUUUAUUGGCAACAAGUGUCAGCGGUGCACAAACUCAGAAAAGAAGUAUGGACCUCCACACUCCUGUGAGCAGUGCAAGCAGCAGUGUGCCUUUGAUAGGAAGGAUGACAGAAAGAAGGUGGAUGGAAAGCUGCUCUGCUGGUUAUGCACACUGUCCUACAAACGGGUCCUACAGAAGACCAAAGAGCAGUGCAAGCACCUGAGCAGCUCCUCCCGAGCCAGCCUGCAAGAGAAGGAACAGUACAGCAGGCUGAGCAGCAGCAGCCAUUACAACAGCCAGAAAACCUUAUCCACCUCUUCUAUUCAGAAUGAAAUCCCAAAGAAGAAAGCCAAGUUUGAUGCCAUAUCUGCCAAUGGUGACAGCGUUCCUUCCUCUCCCGAGAUGCUUUGCCCCCCUAUCCAGAGUGCCCCGUCCACGUUGGCGCAGUGGGCUGCUUCCCAACAGAGUCUCGGUGCCCACCAUUGUCCUGUUUCUCAAGGCACUGACAUCCUGAAUUUUUCCCCGGACCUCGCCCUGGACUCUCCUGGCACUGACCACUUCGUUAUCAUUGCCCAGCUGAAGGAGGAGGUGGCUACUUUAAAGAAGAUGCUGCACCAGAAAGAUCAGAUGAUUUUGGAGAAGGAGAAGAAGAUCACGGAGCUGAAGGCUGACUUGCAGUACCAGGAGUCACAGAUGAGAGCAAAGAUGAACCAAAUGGAGAAGACUCACAAGGAGGUCAUGGAGCAGUUACAGGCCAAGAACAGAGAACUCCUGAAGCAAGCAGCUGCCCUAUCCAAGGGCAAAAAACCUGAGAAGUCGGGAGCAAUAACCUCCCCUUAAAACCAAACCCCCAGUGUGGGAGCUUUCCCCAGCAUUAGCCAAGGAGUCUAGGAGGCCUGCCUGAUCGCUGGAAGCCAAAACCUCAGUGUUGUCACUAUCCCACUGCUGUGGACUCGAUGGAAACGCCUGGGGUGUGUUGCCUUUCGACAGCAUGCUUGAGUGUGUCUGGUCUCUGAAUUCUGUUCUGUAUCAUGGCGAUCCAUGGGGAGAGGUCCCAGCACCCCAAAUCCCCCCGAAGUACUGCUGACUGGAAGGACUGACCAGUUACUACCACUGCCAACUCUUUGUAUUAGCAAACAGGAACCUGCUGCAUUACAGACUGCUUGCUGGUUUCAGACCUGCUGCUGUGAGGCAAUAGCCAUGGCCAGUUGUUCUGCAGAUGAGACAGGAGCUGUGUGGUGGGAGCUUGAUUUCUCUGAACUGUUCCCUCUUGGAAAGGAAGCCGAUGCAUCACCAGCCCAACAGCUGUUAUGGAAGGUUGUGCCACUGCUGAGAACGGUUCGUCCAUCCUUUUGAGAACGCUUCCAAGAUGGGGGCUGUGUAUUUAUCUUGGAGGGUUGGGUUUUGUGGGGGGGUUGAUUUUGUGUUUUUUCUUUUAU